AUGUCACUUUCCAGUAAACCCGUUGUGACUCGGUUUGCGCCGUCGCCGACCGGAUACCUUCAUAUUGGAGGUGCACGUACCGCGAUUUUCAACUGGCUAUAUGCUAAGCACUGCGGAGGUAAGAUGUUAUUACGUAUUGAGGAUACAGACGCGGACAGGCAUAACGAAGGAGCCGUGGAGGCCAUUAUUCAGGGAAUGAAAUGGUUGGGACUCAAUCACGAUAGUGAAAUCACUCGCCAAAGUGCGCGUGGUGAUAGACAUCAGGAGGUCGGUCUGGACCUGGUAGAAAAGGGCAAAGCCUACAAGUGUUAUUGCUCAAAGGAGAAAUUAGAUGAACUCCGUGCAGAGUUCCAGAAGGCGAAGAAGCCUUUCAGGUACCCAGGGAUAUGUCGUGAUCUGCCCAAGGAUUACGUACACCCUGACGGCGUCGCACCCGUCAUCCGUCUCAGGAGUGAGGCGACUGGCGAUACUCAGUGGGACGAUCUUGUCCAAGGAAACGUCUGCCACCAAAAUGAAACUUUAGAUGAUCUGAUUAUUCUGCGCUCCAACCUGAAGCCCAUCUAUUUGCUGGCUGUGGUCGUGGAUGAUCAUGAUAUGGAUGUCACUCACGUCAUCCGAGGGUCUGAUCACAUUACAAAUACCGCCCGCCAAUUACAAAUAUACAGGGCGUGUGGUUGGGAACCCCCCGUCUUCUCGCACAUUCCUCUCAUUCACGGCACUGAUGGAAAGAAGCUGUCCAAGCGCCAUGGUGCUACCGGUCUGGAAGAAUUCGAGUCCUUAGGAUACCUACCGGAAGCCUUGUUUAACUACCUGGCUCGCAUGUCGUGGAGUCACGGCGAUGACGAGAUCAUGACCAAGGAGCAGAUGAUCGAGUGGUUUGACAUUGCAGACUGCACCAAGCACGCUGCCACCAUGGACUUCAAGAACCUGGAAGCAAUGAACGGAACUUACAUCCGCGACUAUCCCACUAACGAUCUCGUUAAGAUUAUUCUUAAGAACUGUCCGGAGCUAGCGACCAUCGGAGAGGACCGUCUUCGGGAGGCGCUGCCAUUGCUGGUGCCACGAGCAAAGACGAUUCCCCAGUUCACCACCGCAGGCUCUUUCCUAUACGCAACGCGACCGCUUUCAUUCGAUAAAAAAGCUGAGAAGCAAUUGAACGAUAAAGGUAAAGACAUCCUCAGGGAUCUUGUAGCUGAGAUCGAAGGUACUUCUGAUUACUCAGAGGCUGGCCUUGAGACAUUGAUAAAGGCACAGGCUGAGGCCAAAGAGCUGAAGCUUGGAAACAUCGCACAGCCCCUGCGAGCAGCUCUGACUGGCACCACCGCAUCUCCCGGUAUCUACGAGGUCAUGAUGAUCCUUGGAAAAGACGAGGUCGUUGGCAGAAUACGCGAUGUCACUAACUAA
Molecule: messenger RNA, 1404 nt
Organism: Sphaeroforma arctica JP610
Lineage: Eukaryota; Ichthyosporea; Ichthyophonida
Product: glutamyl-tRNA synthetase 2
Exons: 10
Coding region: 1-1404 (467 amino acids)
Biological process (GO): glutamyl-tRNA aminoacylation
Cellular component (GO): cytosol
Molecular function (GO): tRNA binding; glutamate-tRNA ligase activity; zinc ion binding
Source: RefSeq, a predicted model, not a curated record